CACUGAACGAAGACGAUGGCGUGUGGUCGCUUUCCGACGGCAGGGUUGCUCUUGUGGCUUCUGGUAGCACAACUGCUGGCGUCUGCGGGCAGCGAUACGUCCGAUUCCAUCUACCUGCAGGCCAGAGGCUUCCCGCCCGUGCAGUGCAGCCUGUGGACUGCCGCCGCCUCCGGAGGCGACGGGCCCGGGGUCGACUUCUGGAUGCGCGGCGUCGUCUCUCGACAGCUCUACGGCUGCCGCCUGGACGCAGACGACGAGCUCCGCCAACAGACUUUGGCGGCCAGUCGUAACGGCCGCCUGACAUUUCUGACCGAGUGGAGCGUAUUGCUCAACAGGGGAGGUGGAAGGCAGUACCCGGAGUUGACCACCUCUCCGACGCCGUCGUUCGCCUGCGUCACCGACGGAGUGGGAGCCCCCAGCACGCUGCCGGCCGCUCUGUUCCCUCUUCGGGCCCGGCGACGGACGGUGGGAAGGCUCGGCCAGUGGCACAAGUGCGUCCGCGUGUCCGCGGGCUACCACGCCAGCCCCUUCACCGCCGGCGCCCCUCUGGUCAGGGUCGCUUUCCGGGGAGGCGCGCCCACCAUCGUCUGCGGGAUGGGCGACCCUAGCCGCAGCGCCGUACCCACCGUGCAGCUGCGGGGUCUCCUGGGCGCUCCGUACUCCUGCUUCUUCGCCUCCUACCUGGACUUCCCGGCGCUCAAGGGUCCCCCAGUCGGCCUAGUCUUCCAGAGGCAGAUCCUCAACAAGUGGACGACCAAGGAGUCAGACACGGAUGCUGCCGCGUUCCUCCCUUCCCAGUGCUGGCAGGCCGAUGACAGCACCGACAGGUCUUUCGACUUCGACGUGGACUUCGACGGUAAACACGCCCAACGGUGCCGUUUUCAAGGAGACUGUCCACUGUGCGGUCAAGAUGUGUCACCGACGCAGCCCUCUACAGUUUCCUUUACCGCUACAGAAGAGUCAGCCAGUCCUGACGAGACAACUGUCACAGUAGCCGCGGUCGCUAGAAGAGCACAUUCCCGUCCAAAAAAAGUAAAGGCACCAGAUUCCAAGCCACUUCUGUUUGAACGCCGUCUCUGCACUUACCAUUCCCUCGACGAAAACAAUAGCACUGUUGUGCACCAGAUAUCAUGUUUUGGAUAGCUAUUCUACAAGCAAACUGUGAUAUGUAAGUCUCCCCCCCCCCCCCCUCCACUCCCUACCCAGCCCCACGCCAACUUUGACGUUUCUUUUACCAUUCAUAACAGUGGCGAGCUAGUAACAAGGCGUGUGCACGAUGCUUUCAGCGCAGAGAGAGUCGAGAAUUCCCUUGCACCGUCGCCAACACACUCCGUCUUUCCUUCACGCCACACACUCCAAGCGUUGCCUGUCAUGGUAACUGUCAACACUGGGGUAAACGCUACAUUGAGCCAGCGUUUCUGCUAUUGACUCUACUUAGGAACAUUUAUAUGGUCCGAAAAUUAUCUCUGUUGUUUGUUCACGUUGAAACGUGCCCUUACAAAAAUUAUAAAUGACUGUGUUUAAACUGACACAAUAUUUUUUGCGCAACGCAAUCUGACUUUCAUAAAUCCCUACAAAAGAAUGGCCCUGACUAACAAUAACCUAUACCUUUCAUGAAUCACUCACCUCACAAAAAUCUUCGUUACUCAAACUACUGCAAUACAGCGAGCGCCAAUACUGCCAGCUAAAUAAAAGAUUGUAACUACUGAAGGCACUAACUACUGACAGGCAUAGUUAGCAAAUGAAAGAUUUUGAUAGAGAACAAACAAUGUAUUUACCUUAAUAGUGUUCAAAAGUCAUAAUAUGUAGCCCGCAUCUCGCUUCCCACGCCCGGGUUCCCGGGUUCGAUUCCCGGCGGGGUCCGGGAUUUUCUCUGCCUCGUGAUGGCUGGGUGUUGUGUGCUGUCCUUAGGUUAGUUAGGUUUAAGUAGUUCUAAGUUCUAGGGGACUGAUGACCGUAGCAGUUAAGUCCCAUAGUGCUCAGAGCCAUUUGAACCAUCAUAAUAUGUAUGUCAGUUCAUGGCAUCCAGUCUUACAAAUUUACUCUCUCUGAUGGACACACUUCCAGAUCAUCCGCUGCCAUCUUUCUCCCCACAUCCACCACUGCUGGCGGCUCACCUCCAACUGCGCAACGCUACGCGCUGUUCACAUCCGACUGCCCAACACUACAAUAGCAAAAACAUAAAAACCUAAUAAGCGUACUUACAACAUUUACCCAUGUUCCAUGUUACUACAGUAGUUAAGUAACUUCACCAUUCAAAAAUUAACAAAAAAAGUCGAAGCUAAAUAUCUCAGAACAGACAGUCGUGACAGAAUGACCUUACUGACUGGCGUGUCCCAUGGAAGAUUGCUCCUCAGUACGGUGCAUCGCCGUACCAUAUGCCUUCUUACGUGCAAAUAACUCUAAUUUUGGAUUCUCUUUAUCUGCACUUAAUAAACUCAGAAUUACAGAUCUCUGGGAGUUGGUUAUCACUAAAUGUCUGUGUCUUUACCUCUUCCCUACAGUAAACGUGCAAAUUGAUGUGCUUCUCCAUUUCAUAAAUUAUGCUUGUAAUUUGUACGUGCUCGUUCCUAAACAUCAAAUCGUUUUCUUUUAUAACACCUUUGUGUUUCAUGCCUGUGAAAUUUCGAGUGUAAUUCACACUGGAUACACACAGUACAUGAUCAUACGUUGAUCCUAUCGGCAGAUCUCGUAGUAUGUAAGGGGAAAACUGAUAAAAUCCCUAUUUCGGUUGAGACACCGAUUGAUCAAUAAAUACAGUGAUCAAAUACAUGCAUUAUACUAGACUAGCGGAACGUAGUUCUUCAAAUCCUAUUUUACAUCUUGGCAGAUGACUUCAGUUUCGCCUGAAAUUGUGUAAGUGUAGACGCUGAUUCCGAAAGAAAAUACGCUUCUUGAAUGUGGUGUCUGUUGUCAAAUUUACAAUUCCCAUCUACGUGCAACAGGGAAUUCUGGAUCUACAAGAAUCUGUCAUUUUUAAUAACAAUUUUUCAAGUAAAGCAUAUUCCAACUAAGCUGUUCUUGUAGGAAAAAAAUUAAUCAUAGUCACAUACAACAGAACAUUAUCGACUGGCAGCAAUGCCGUUGACUCCCACUAAAUAGCUUUUCUACCAAAAUGUUGGGUUCACUUUCCGUCUGCCAAAGGACGGUAACUGGUAACUGGCGCACAUCCGUACAACACAAACGCACUUCCUCAAUCGUACUACACAAUAAGAUAUUCAAAUAAUAUGGCUAAGUUUAAAGUAACAGAUGAAUAAAGAUUAGUGAUGAAAGCUAUUGAGCAACUAAAAUGUUUUUGUGGCUUGCUUGUGUAAUGACCCAUGAUAGCAGGCGGAAGUGUGAAGUAAUUCUGUAUAACAUUCAGUAUCUCGCACUUCAAAAGUACUUGACAAACGUUAACUGUAUUCUGCUUAUCUAUAUGAAAUAAUAAAUGAUAAGGCAAUGCAAUUUAGUUUGAACGGAUUGUCGAAUACUGUAUUCAAGUUAUCAAUCAAAUACUGCAUUCUCUGUACGUUCUUGUUUUCAUUACGUAACCUCCU
Schistocerca nitens (vagrant locust) is the source of this 3539-nucleotide messenger RNA. RefSeq lists its product as uncharacterized. Lineage: Eukaryota; Metazoa; Arthropoda; Insecta; Orthoptera; Acrididae. The coding region runs from base 16 to 1143 and encodes 375 amino acids. The transcript is spliced from 2 exons. The record is from RefSeq and is a predicted model, not a curated record.